This is a messenger RNA of Cydia pomonella (codling moth), 2163 nucleotides long. RefSeq lists its product as uncharacterized. The coding region runs from base 1 to 2163 and encodes 720 amino acids. The transcript has a single exon. Gene Ontology annotation, molecular function: zinc ion binding; nucleic acid binding. The record is from RefSeq and is a predicted model, not a curated record. Lineage: Eukaryota; Metazoa; Arthropoda; Insecta; Lepidoptera; Tortricidae.
AUGGGGGCCAAUUCGGAGUCCCAAAGGGAGGUGAUUUCGGAGAUGAGCCAGGAUGGCGAAGAGACUGGAAGGGGGUACAUUGGGGGGGGGGAUGACUCCCCCACCCCUACUUUGGGAAGAUUUUGGGCGGGUGAAAAGAGGGGUGUAAGGCGCCUCUCACAGACGUCUUCUGACGAGUGGGGUAGCAUCGUGGAAUUCGAUGAUGCGAGAAGUCUCAACCGAGAAGGAACAGGGGAGGAAAGGGGAAGAAGGGAGAAAAGGGGCAGAGAGGGCCCAGACAGUGCAGGUGAGACCCGGGUGCGCAAACUAAGCACUGCCCGCCGGGGCCGCGGUAAAGGGCGCUAUACGGGGCUCAGCGCCGCCAAAGCUCAGCUUGAGGACUACGAGACAGAAACGGAGACGGAAGCUGUCUACAGUCCCAAACCAAAACGACAGACGGGCAGGCGGUCGCGAAGCCCGAUACAGACGGAGGAAACCCCAGAGGGGUUUGAAACCCCUGGAGGCCGCAUCAAGGCCCUUGCAGAGAACAUCAUCAAGGAUGCGGCCAGGAGCAAAAACCUCAAGGGCGAAAUAUGGGGUAGCAUUAACGCUGCUUGCAAGGGGUUGAUAGAACUCGCGGAUUCGAUGGAGGAGUCAGAGGUUGUCCGCUCACUGAAAGCGGACAACGAAAGAAUGCGGAAGGAGCUGGGGCAGCUCCGUCUUGAGACGAAAGCGCUGCGCAAGGCUUUCUCUGAGCGCAAACAGACGGAGCCAGCAAGGGAGAGGACUGAGAUGCAUGCCCUCCUUGAGGAAUUGGGCAACCUCAUGGACGUCCGCCUGGGGAACUUUAGGAGCGAAAUGUUCAAGUCCCUGGGCAACAUGAUGAAUGCCCGCCUCGAGAGCGUGGAGGGACGGCUGCCCCCGGAGCCCAUCCGCCGACCACCGUUAGCGGCUGAUAGGAGGAGAAGGCUCCAGGAACAAGAGAUGGACCUAGACCAGACGGUACAUCAAACUGAGGUACCUAAUCCCCCAAGGCCGCAAAAUAGUAGCAAAGGGGCAUCUCAAACGGCGUCAUUCCAAGCUCCAGGAGGGGCGCCUCGAGUGGCCGAAGUGCCCCAAACGCCGCAGACACCGGCUGGGCAGACCCAAGCCACCAGGCCGGUACCUAAACCAAGAGGCAAAAAACCACAGCCGGUGGCCCCAGCUCCUCGGGUACCAAGGAGACCGGCUCGUCCAAGUGUGCCGCCACCUGCGCCCCCUGCUCCCCAACAGGAAGGAUGGACUACGGUGGUCAAGAGGGGCAAGGCCAAAGCCCCUUCCCAGCCCCAACAGCAGCAGAAGAACCCGAAGAAGGUGGCAGCCCCUAAAUUAGUGGCCCCAACCAUGGCGGCGGUCGUCGUGACCCUCAAGUCCGACGCCCAGACGGACUAUAGGUCGGUCAUGGAAAGGGCCACUACACUUAAAUUGGCGGAGCUCGGCGUUGACCACCUCAAAGUUCGGAAGACGGCGACAGGGUCGAGAAUCAUCGAGGUCCCCGGGGCGCAGAGUAGCCAGGCGGCUGACAAUCUGGUGGAGCGGCUCCGGAGCCUAGUAGGCGAUGUGGCCGAUGUUUACCGGCCAGUAAAAAAGGCAGAAAUUAAGAUCUCCGGCUUUGACGAAUCCGUCACCCCGGAGAUCUUAAAAAGGGAGGUGGCCGCCAGAGGCAGGUGCCCAGAAGACCAGGUGACGGUCGGGGCAAUAAGAAUGGCGGCCAACGGGACUGGUUCGGUCAUCCUGCGGUGCCCACUAACAGCGGCCAAAGUGGUUGUCACUGCAGGACGUAUCGUUGUUGGAUGGUCAGCGGCCCGUGUGGAGGCCCUUGAACAGUUGCCUCUACGCUGCUACCGCUGCAUGGGGACGGGACACACGAGGCCUCUGUGCCCGUCCCCGGUUGACAGGACCAACUGGUGCUACAGGUGCAGUAGACCAGGCCACAAAAGCCAGGACUGCACCGCGCUGGCCCCCUGGUGCGUAGUGUGCCAUCAUGCCGGGUUAAAGGCGGGGCAUGUGAUGGGCGGGAACGCUUGCAACCCCCCUCCAGUCAGAGGGAAGGAGGCCCACUCUGCCGGCCCCGCAAAUGCCGCAGCGGUUGCCCCCCAGAAUGGCCCUGAUAACCGGACGGAACAGCAGCCCAUGGAAGACUAA